This is a messenger RNA of Ipomoea triloba (trilobed morning glory), 798 nucleotides long. Its product is annotated as ethylene-responsive transcription factor ERN1-like. NCBI's taxonomy places the organism in Eukaryota, Viridiplantae, Streptophyta, Magnoliopsida, Solanales, Convolvulaceae. The coding region runs from base 1 to 798 and encodes 265 amino acids. Gene Ontology annotation, biological process: regulation of DNA-templated transcription. Gene Ontology annotation, molecular function: DNA binding; DNA-binding transcription factor activity. The transcript has a single exon. The record is from RefSeq and is a predicted model, not a curated record.
AUGGAAAUUCACUUCCAGCAGCAGCAACAUGAAGAUGAGAUUUUCUCAUCGUUACAGAAGGAAAGCGGGUGGAACAAACAACGGCACCGCAAGAACAAGAACAAAUUUGUUGGGGUGAGGCAGAGGCCUUCGGGGAGAUGGGUGGCGGAGAUCAAAGACACGACACAGAAUAUCAGGAUGUGGCUCGGGACUUAUGAGAGCGCGGAAGAAGCUGCUCGCGCCUAUGAUCAGGCUGCCUUCCUUCUCCGCGGUUCAAGAAGCACUCGUACUCACACUAACUUUGAAACGAUUGCCCCACCAGACUCGAACUCUCCUUUGGCCUCCAGGAUCAGAAACCUUCUCAACACCAAGAAGAGUAGUGCAAAGCUGCAGAGAAUUGGAUCCUCCUCUAUUACAGCUUCUGGUCAAAGUGGUGGCAGUGCUGAAAAUCAUGACACAAAAAGUUCAUCAGAUGAGGCUUUGGACUUUGCCUGUGAUGAUGAGAUUCGAGAAAGCGAUGAUCAUGUGUUUGAUAACACUUACAAACCUGAUGCUACUUCUACGAGUUUGGUGCAGUCAUGGAGUUUUGAACAAGGACUGGAAUUUGCUCAACAAAUGAUUGAUAUAACCAAGACAGAAGGUGAAGGUGAAGUAGUAGUGGGAUUCUCAGAAUUUGAAAGAAUGAAAGUUGAAAGAUCAAUUUCAGCUUCUCUAUAUGCAGUGCACGGUGUGCAGGAGUAUAUGCAUAUGCAGGCUAUCAAUCAUCCCUCCCGAACCCAAACCCAAACUCUUUGGGAUCUCCCACCUUUCUUCUCCUAA